Messenger RNA from Choloepus didactylus (southern two-toed sloth), 528 nucleotides. RefSeq names its product GLIPR1 like 1 (gene GLIPR1L1). The record is from RefSeq and is a predicted model, not a curated record. The coding region runs from base 1 to 528 and encodes 175 amino acids. Gene Ontology annotation, cellular component: extracellular region. Lineage: Eukaryota; Metazoa; Chordata; Mammalia; Pilosa; Megalonychidae. The transcript is spliced from 3 exons.
AUGGCGCUCAGGAAGAAUUUCGGUUGCUUAUGGAUCUUAGGUCUGUGUCUAGUAACCAGCAGAUGCUCUCCCCAAGUCCCAUCCAUCUCCGAUCAGGGGUUUAUAGACCAGUGCGUCAAGGCCCACAAUGAUUUCCGUGGCCAAGUCUCGCCCAGUGCUGCCGACAUGAAAUACAUGACUUGGGAUGAAGGUUUAGCAAAGACUGCUAAAGCAUGGACAAGAGGCUGCGUAUUCAAACAUAACACCUGUUUAUCGAAAAAAAAUGGUUGCCAUCCAGACUUUCAAUUUGUUGGAGAAAAUAUCUGGUUAGGUGGAGUAGGCACAUUUAAUCCAAGAAAUGCCAUUACUUCUUGGUAUAAUGAAGUUAAAUUUUAUACUUUUAGAAAUAAUUCAUGUUCCAAAGUUUGUGGCCAUUAUACACAGGUAGUUUGGGCCAAUUCAUAUAAAGUUGGUUGUGCAAUUACAAUUUGUCCUAACCUUGGGGGAAGAAAUACUGGACUUUUUGCAUGCAACUAUGCACCACCGUAA